AUGGUCCGAGGGGUUAUGUCUCAAUACGAUGCUUCUCAUGAUUUUCAUCAUGUGGAAAGAGUGGUGAAAAUGGCCAAAUUUAUCGCACACAAAGAAUUGGCUUUACCUUCCGAUGUUUCAACUCUUGAUAGUGCACAUUGCACUUCUGUUGCUCCUUCUAUUUUGGAAAAAUUACAAGUGAUUGAAUUGGCAGCUUAUUUACAUGAUGUGCAUGAUCAUAAAUAUGUAGAACCCAAUCAGAAUGGUACUGUUGACAAAAACAAGGCACAGCGAGCUAUUGAAGAACAUUUAUCACAAUUAUUGGUACCAGAAGAUAUUAUUGAAAGAGUUCAAUAUGUUGUGGACAACAUUUCAUAUUCAAAGGAGGUGAAGAGAAUGAAAGAAAAUAAGGAAGAAAAAGAUGAAUUGCCAAUUGAAUUGAAAGUGGUUCAAGACAGUGAUCGAUUGGAUGCAAUUGGAGUCAUUGGUGCAGCACGUUGUCUCGUGUUCAGCGGAUCUAAACGAAGAGCCAUCUACAUUCCUGAAGAAGAAACAUUCAUUUCAUCUUGUCACUCCCCCAUUGAACUUUUUCAACAAAAACUUGCAUUGAAUCCAACACCAACUGUCUCUGCCACUGAUGAUUCAGCCAUUCAACACUUCUAUGAUAAACUAUUUCAUUUGGAAAGCAUGAUGAAAACAACAACAGGAAAAGAGCUUGCCAAGAAACGUGUACAACACAUGAAAACGUUCAUGGCGGAUUUAUAUGAGGAAUUAUACUUUGAGAAUUUACAUCAAUGGCAACCACCAUCCUUGACCUCGCCCCCUUCUUGUAAUACUAACACUAGCAUUAGCGAUUCAUUGGACGACCUUCUCGAUGAGUCGUUCCUGAUACUACCAACGACCAACGGCUGCCAUUCGCUCACCACCUCAGCUCCAAAUAUGCACAUUGGAAACCACUUCCUGAACUGGAACAACCAACACAACCACCAACCACUUGGCGCUUUUGGAGGGAAUACAAACAUGCUAAAAGAAGACAUUUCCUCACUGGUCUAUGUGUACUUACCCAGGUGUUCUUUGCCCUUAUUAAUUCCACGUUACUCCAUCUUCCAAACGUGGACAGAGCAACUCACGACAGAAACCACUCGAUUGGCUUUGAAAGAGAUGACACGAGCUCAUUAUCAUCAAUUUGUUGGCAAACAGCAGCAACCAUCCAAUGAUUAUUCAGAUCAACCAUUACUCGAUCUGAACUCACUCUUUCAACAUGGCUUAAUCAGCGUUCAUACUAAUUCGCUACACUCGAACUCAAGCACGACACUCACUUGCCCAUCGGUUUAUCUCGAUUUAGGUCUAAGCAAUAUUUCCGAUUCGAAUAAGAUUGAGGUCGAGAAGGCCUUCCUCUUUGCUCAAGUCGUUGAGAAUGGUCUGAGAAAUGAAACUUCCAUUCUCAACUCUGCCUCAUUCACUGUGAAUGCCAACAACUUGGCCAUUCAUUGUUUAAUUAAUUUGUGCGUGUUGGGAUCCACGUUUAGAAAAUCUAAACAAUCCGUAACUGCUGCUUCCUUCUCAGCAUCUACGAAUCAAGAAACAGACCAAUCUGCAUUGGAUUUACUCAUUCGACAAGCAUUGAGUCAAUGUGAAACUGUCAAUCAAAUCAUUGUGAUGCGAAGAACUAUUGAGAAUUUGCAGUAUCCACUCAAUCGAGGACAAUGGAUCACUAAAAGGACCUCUCCUCAACUCUUUCAUUCGACGAAAAAGUCCAUUCUCGAUUACAUUGAUGAAAAACUGCAUCGAAGUUUUUUCAAACUCUAUGAAUUGAAAGGAGAUUAUUUGGGAUUUUUAGGAUUCUCUUCCAUGAAUGCUCUUCUUCAAUCCAAUGCGUUGGUUAUUGACGCUUCUCAAAAAGAAAUUCAGUGUUACAAGGCAUUGAGACAAUUUCUUCUCUUCAAUGGAGAUGUUAUUCGAAAAUUGAAGAGUUUGAGUGAGAGUUCCAUCGCUACUAAUAGCAAUAGUACAUUUGCAUCGAAUGUCUUGGAGGCACUGUUAUGGAGCACACUGGAGUCUACCAGUUCAGUAUUGGAGCAACCAUUAUUGAUGAAUAAUACCACCAACGCAUCUCGUGAAUUGGCCAUUUACAAUGAAUGUAUGGAUGGUCGUGAUUACACUCAAAUUCCUUCUCUGAGUGCUCUCAUUGAAUUCAGUCUCUGUGUUUUGAUUUCCCAAUUGAGAUGGAAUACCUUCUUACUAUUUGAUAAGAUCUCACUUCUCUUCCGUUUAUAUAAUGAGUUACAAUUGUGUGGUAUAGUGACUCAUUUCGAUUUCAUUACCUUCUACAAGGUCAUUGAAUAUCGUUUGAACGAGCAAGAAGCUUGCAUUGAUCGAAAAGUUCGUUCCUUAAAGAAAUCUCCAGCGUAUGGUAUGAUGAGUACGAAUAUGAGAAGUGGCAGCUCUCAAGGCAAUGAUGUUCCAGGUUAUCCUUCACAAAUUCACAUCUUUUAUGAUUCGGAUGAUCAGAAUUAUGCUCAUGCGUUGCAAGAAGUGAGCUCGAGUGGUGUCUUGCAUCGUAUGAAAGAACUGUUGAGGUUUGUUAAAGAAGUUCACUCAUUGACAGCAGCAACAGCACAUCAUAUGGAUCAUGGUCAAUCCAAUUCAAAGGAAAACAGAAGAGAAAUUGAAGUGAGUUUUGAUCUUGCACUCUCCUAUGAUCAUGUCAUGUCCAAAUUAGAAUCCUUAUUAUGCCAACAAACUCCACAUUCUUCAGGUCCUACCACACUCCAUAAUAUUCAAACCAUUCUCAAUCAGCAUAACGAAUUGGAGAGUAACCAAAAUGUGAGUGCUCUCAUGAACUCGGCUCCCAUCACUCAAAUCGUGCAUCAGCUCAAUCUCUAUCAUGAUCGAAGAAAACGCAUCCAACACGAACAACAACAGAAACUUUUAGAACUGGAACAACAAAAAAAGAAGAGAACACGAAGAAAGAAAUCCGUGGUCGUGUUUGAGGAAGAGAAUGGUACCAAGGCGUGCACGGAGGGUGUUCCUUCCUCGAGUAGUAGUAGUAGUUCCACGAUGAAUAAUUUUGUAUUUAGCUCAUCAUCCCAUGCACAACAACAACAGCAGCAAGCAUCUUCCUCAAAGAAAACCGUUACUAAGGGAAGAAGAAAAUCUUGUACCUCAGUCUCAUCAUCGGGAGGCAAUAUGAACUCGUUUACAUUUAUUCAGGAAGAUGGCAAGUCGACGACGAGUGCAUCCAAAUCAUCAUCAUCAAAGACUGCAAAGAAGAGAAGAGCCAGUGUUGUUUCUGCCACUUCCACUGCAACUUCAUGCUCUCAAGCAUCAUCCUCUGAUCAUUCGGUUACAACGUUUUCGGAUUUGAAUGUAGAUCAAGUUGUACCACCUUCUGCUGUUUUGAAUCGUUCACAGCCUUACAUGGCUAAACAAGGUCCACCAUCAUCAUCUUUUGGAGUCAUGAGCACGAGUUAUUCCAUGUCGGCAUCAUCCACGUUCCAUAAUUCUUCAUCAAGCCAUCAUGGAGGCCAGAAUAGCAAUAUGGGUUAUUCUAUCAACAACAGCAACAACCACUUGUCAACAUAUCCAAACAACAACAACAACAGCAAUUAUGACUUCAUGACCAAAUUCUCUCAACAAGUGUUGGACGAAGGGGAAUUUUCGUUUGGAGAUUACACAGCAGAGGAUCCAUUAAUGUUGAUCCAUGCUCAACCUCAAUCCUCACACGCCUUGACAUCUCACUCUUCUGUGGGUCAUUUCAAUUCAAUGCUGGAGCAGUUGGGAGGAGAAUUGGAUUGGAUGAAUUCUUCGACGAAUUUGUGUUGUGAGGAGUCAUCUAUUCAAUUAAUUGAGAAUGAAUUUUCAGCUCUUUUAGAUUUUCCUUUGACAGCCUCAACAUCCACUGCUUGUUUUUAUAACGAACUGCAACAAGAGGAGUCAUCGUCAAGCGCCUCAGAAGAAUCGAGCGGAAUGAAGAAAAGAAAACGAGGUGAGCAAAAUGAUUGUUGUCAAGGACCAUAA
Messenger RNA from Naegleria lovaniensis, 3999 nucleotides. RefSeq lists its product as uncharacterized. The transcript has 3 exons. The record is from RefSeq and is a predicted model, not a curated record. Lineage: Eukaryota; Heterolobosea; Eutetramitea; Acrasida; Naegleriidae. Bases 1 to 3999 code for a protein of 1332 amino acids.